AUGGCCCCGGUCGGCGCUGGUCUCUGGCGAACAUUGCGUGCGCACCAGGUUUAUGGCGCCAAUACAGACGUGGGAAAGACAAUUGUCUCUACGGUACUGUGCAAUGCGGUUCAGCGUCAGAAGCAAAGGGCAGCCUUCUUAAAGCCGGUUUCUACGGGAGCUCUGGAUGAUGCGGAUGACCGACACCUAAAGAGGUAUGGGGCAGGAACUUUGACCAAAUGUCUCUAUCAAUUUGAUGAGCCGGUGAGCCCACAUAUAGCCGCCAAACAGAAAACAAUCCCACGAGAUGAUGAUUUGCUUGCAUCCAUUCAUAACACUCUCACUGAGUGGGCUCGCAAAGACAUCGACUUUGCUUUAGUGGAGACAGCUGGUGGUGUUCAUUCCCCAGGUCCGAAUGGAAACUCGCAAGCGGAUCUUUAUCGGCCCUUGCGAUUGCCCAUCGUUCUCGUGGCAGAUUCGCGGCUCGGUGGCAUCUCGUCUUCGAUCUCGGCAUAUGAAUCGCUUUUGGUUCGCGGAUACGAUGUGCAGUCCGUGUUGUUGUUCCGGGAUGAUUACUAUCAGAAUCACGAUUAUCUCGGCAACUUCUUCCGCAAAAAAAGUAUCCCCUUGGUGUCUCUGCCAGCACCACCAGCCAAGCCAGCCCAAGUCGAUGCUGACUCGCUGGCACGCGAUGAAGAAGCAAUGUUAUCUUACUAUGAGCAAGCUUCAAAGGAGUCAAGUAUUGCUCAACUUUUGGAAGGGAUGCAUACCAAGAAUGCCGAAAGAAUUGAACGACUGGCUGAAAUGUCCAGUCGGGCUCAAGACCUGAUCUGGUACCCGUUCACGCAGCAUCAUGGCAUGCAACCCAAAGAUAUCACCGUGAUUGACUCUGCACACGAUGACUACUUCCAGACUUACGGCACGAGUCAGGCAGAGACUUCCGUAAAUGAACUACGCCCUACGUUUGAUGGCUCGGCUUCAUGGUGGACGCAAGGUCUGGGUCACGGCAACCCCAACUUGUCGCUCUCCGCCGCAUAUGCCGCUGGUCGGUAUGGCCACGUUAUGUUUGCUGGUGCAGUGCAUGAGCCAGCACUAACACUCGCGGAUACUCUUUUGAAAACUCUCGACAACCCGCGUUUUGCCAAAGUAUUCUAUACAGAUAAUGGCAGCACAGGUAUGGAAGUAGCCCUGAAAAUGGGUCUUCGCGUCGCCUGUGAGCGCUAUGGUUGGGAUGCUUCAAAGGAACAGAUCAGCAUUCUCGGUCUGAAGGGAAGCUACCAUGGAGAUACAAUCGGUGUAAUGGACUGUUCCGAUCCUUCAGUCUACAAUCAAAAAGUCGAAUGGUACCGUGGCCGCGGCCAUUGGUUUGACUUUCCUCUGGUCAAGAUGGUCGAUGGCAAAUGGAAGGUUGAAGUCCCGGAUGAGAUGCGCAAGAACCUGGGCACAGAUGUUGAAUUUGAAUCCCUUGACGCGGUCUUUAAUCUUGACGCCCGUCUUGAUUCCGAUAAAGGUCGGCGUUACAAAGAUUAUAUUCGGCAGACAAUUGAGGGCCUUGUUCGAGAACGGGGGAUGAAGUUUGGUGCCCUGAUCCUUGAACCUGUCAUUCUAGGUGCCGGGGGCAUGUUGUUCUGUGACCCACUUUUCCAGAGAUGUCUGACGGACGUUGUUCGAGAUCAUCCGGAAAUUUUCGCAACGGAAAGCACGCAUCACAAGAAAGCAGAAUCCUGGUCAGGCCUACCCGUCAUUUUUGAUGAGGUUUUCACCGGACUGUACCGUCUUGGUCGUCCAACGUCGGCGUCUUUCCUGGGUGUUCACCCUGACAUUGCCGUGAACGCAAAGCUUCUUACUGGUGGUUUGAUACCUCUCUGCACCACGGUCGCAAGCCAAGAAAUCUUCGAAACAUUCCUGAGUCCCGAGAAGAGCGAUGCUCUUCUUCAUGGUCACAGCUACACAGCUCACCCGGUUGGAUGCACCGUCGCCAUUGAGUCCAUAAAGACUAUGAAUGCCAUGGACAACAACGGUUCUUUUGACCAAUUCAAGACGAACUGGGCCCAAAGGGUAGACUCUCAUGCGGAGAAGUUGGCUCCGCAUGUAUGGAGUGUGUGGUCGCAAGAUCUAAUUCAAGAUCUUUCUCGCGCUCAAUCCGUUGAAAGUGUCUUUGCGAUUGGAACAGUUCUCAGCAUCUCCUUACGAGAUGCUCAGGGUGGUGGUUACACUUCUAAUGCCGCCAAAGGCCUGCAGCAACAGCUUGCCGUUGGUGGACACAAAUUCAAUGUUCACUCCCGAGUACUUGGUAAUGUGUUGUACUUGAUGUCGAGUGUGACAUCGAAGCCCGAGUCCCUGCAGGAACUGGAAAAAUUGUUGCGCACUGCCCUUGUUUAA
Molecule: messenger RNA, 2361 nt
Organism: Penicillium oxalicum
Lineage: Eukaryota; Fungi; Ascomycota; Eurotiomycetes; Eurotiales; Aspergillaceae
Gene: bioDA
Product: adenosylmethionine-8-amino-7-oxononanoate aminotransferase
Exons: 5
Coding region: 1-2361 (786 amino acids)
Biological process (GO): biotin biosynthetic process
Cellular component (GO): mitochondrion
Molecular function (GO): magnesium ion binding; S-adenosyl-L-methionine:8-amino-7-oxononanoate transaminase activity; dethiobiotin synthase activity
Source: RefSeq, a predicted model, not a curated record